AUGUUUCCUACACUCCGUGUCCGCUCCUUCUCUCCCCCCUUCCCCCCACAACAACAGGAGGACCAGAUCUUGUUGCGGAUGGUGCGGAAGCUAGGCGGGCGGCACUGGAACAAGGUCGCGGAGAAGGUUCCGGGAAGGAGCGCCAAGAGCUGCCGGCUGCGGUGGUGCAACCAGCUGGACCCAACUGUGAAGCGCGGUGCUUUUAGCGAAGAGGAGGAUGUGAUUCUAGCGGAGGCGCACGCGCGGCACGGGAAUAAGUGGGCGCGGAUCGCUAGGUAUCUGCCUGGGCGCACGGACAACGCGAUUAAGAACCACUGGAACUCCACUCUUAGACGGAAACGGCUGGGUGGCGAGCCUGCUGGUGCUGCUGAUGGUGGUGCUGCUGAUGGUGGUGCUACUGAACUGGUCGCGAGGUACCUCCCUGGGCGCACGGACAACGCGAUUAAGAACCACUGGAACUCGACGCUUAGACGGAAACGGGUGGGUGGUGGGACUGGCGGUGCUGCUGCUGAGGCGUGCAAGGAAGAGGUCAACGCGAUUACGGACCACUGGAGCUCCACUCUUAGACGGAAACGGCUGGGUGGUGGGGCGAUUUGCGAGGCACCACAACCCCCUUCGCCUGAUUUGGCUUCCCUUCUCGCCCUCCUCCAUCCCCUCAUGCCUUCCCAAUCCGCGCCCCCCUCUGCUCCUCCCCUUGCUCCGCCACCUGCCUUCCGAGAACCUUCCUCUGAGUUUGUUAGCAGACAGGAAGACUUGCAUCAAGAGAAUAGGGAACAUAGGGACUACCAUUAUGAUAACCAUUGGCAUCAGCAGCAAGCCGAAGAGCAAGCGGAGCAGCUGGAGCCGAAAGUGCAGCCGCCACCGCAGCAAGUGCAGCAACAAGUGCAGCAGAAGCAGCAUGAGCAGCAUGAGCAGCAUGAGCAGCAUGAGCAGCAUGAGCAGCAUGAGCUGCAAGUGCAACGCAGGCACAGCCAGCGCUAUUUAAUCACUGAGCUCGAGGCUGACCUUGGCCUGUCCCCGUCCGACUUCAGACACUCCCCAACCGACUUCAGACACUCCCCAGCCGACUUCAGACACUCCCCAACCGACUUCAGACACUCCCCAACCGACUUCAGACACUCCCCAACCGACUUCAGACACUCCCCAACCGACUUCAGACACUCCCUAACCGACUUCAGACACUCCCCAACCGACUUCAGACACUCCCCAACCGACUUCAGACACUCCCCAACCGACCUCCGCCCCUCUCCGGCCGAACUUCACCACUCUCCAUCCGACCUCACCCUUCCACCUUCCAGCGUUGAACUUCUACCAACCACGCUCGACCUUCCACUCGCUGAUAUGCCCUUUGAAGUUCCAACGUUAGGCUUCACGUGCCAAGUAGUGAGCGAUGAGGACCACUGUACUGCGGUUGCGAUGGGUGUAGAGGGGUUUGGUCUUGAGGCAACACAAAACCAGUGUGAUGUAGGUCGGUUGGGUAAAGAGGGGUUGGAAGCGGUGCAGCCAGUGGGAAGUGUAGUUGGGGAGGUUUCGGCAAAUAGAGCGGGUACGGAAGAGAGCGAGCAUGAGGAGGAGUGUGAGUGUGAGGAGUGUGCUUGUAACGAGGAGAAUGAGAUAGAGCUGCCUGAGGAGGGUGAGAAGCGUGGCCUUGAUGCUGUGUCGGGUGACAAGGAGUAUGACAAUGCCAGGCGUGACAAUGGGGGGUGUGACUAUGACCCAGACUGGGCAGAUGUAAUGGAGGGCGUGGAUCUGCUGCCAGACAGGCUGUCAGAGGAAAUCAACGGUGCUACUGAUGAUGAUGAUGAGCAGUUGGUUCCCAUGGCACAAAUUGCAAAGACUUGUUCCCUGCGAAGCUGCGGUGGGGAGCAACUUAGCCCUGACACCAGCUGCGCGAGUCAAGUGCCCCCCGAAAAGGUAAGCUGUCUGCUGCAGCAGGUGAACUGCCUGGUGACGUUUGAGUCGACUCACAAGUCACCUAGCCGUGCCACCAACAACACCAGCUGCACCAGUCAACUGUCCCCUGAGAAGGUAAGCUGUCUACUGCAGCAGGUGGACUGCCUGCUGGCUGUGCUGCGAGCUGCCAAGAGCUCCCCCUCUACCCGCUUAUCCCCUCUAGCCACCUGCCACCAGUAG
This is a messenger RNA of Closterium sp. NIES-65, 2133 nucleotides long. The record is from the annotation of a GenBank genome assembly. Lineage: Eukaryota; Viridiplantae; Streptophyta; Zygnematophyceae; Desmidiales; Closteriaceae.